UUCCACAUGCUGAAAUUGUGUUUCUUCCUCUGUUUGAUAUACUGGGUGAGAUCAGAUGAGGAAGAAAAAUGUCCCGAAUUUACAGACCUUAACCUAGGCCAUGCUUUUUCUGGAACAGAGCUCCAUGUUCAGCUACUCCUGUACACAAGGAAAAAUCAAGAUUGUGCUGAGAGACUCAUUGAACACAAUGUUACUGCAUCUGAAUACCUGAAUACAACCAAGAAAAUUGUCUUUGUAAUUCAUGGCUACAGGCCAACAGGAUCUCCUCCAGCAUGGCUGGGUGACAUGAAGAGGCUUUUACUGUCUUCAGACGACAUUAAUCUCAUUAUAGUUGAUUGGAAUCGUGGUGCUACCACUGUGAUUUACAGAAUUGCUGUGGAAAACUGCAGAAAAGUUGCAGAAAUACUGAAGAAUUAUGUUGACCAGAUGCUGGUGGGUGGAGCUUCUCUUGACUCUCUGUAUUUAAUUGGAGUUAGUCUUGGUGCUCAUAUAGCUGGAUUUGUUGGCCAGAAGUAUAAAGGCAAACUUGGCAGAAUUACAGGUCUGGAUCCGGCAGGCCCUUCAUUCACUGGGGAACCACCAGACCACAGGCUGGAUCCUGCUGAUGCUCAGUUUGUGGAUGUGAUCCAUUCCGACAUUGAUGUACUAGGUUUCAAGAAGCCUUUAGGAACCAUUGACUUCUAUCCAAAUGGAGGAAUGUAUCAGCCUGGUUGUCCAAAAACAUUUCUCAGUGGAUUGCAUUAUUUUAAAUGUGACCAUCAGAGAUCUGUCUUCCUCUUCUUAGCGUCUUUGAAAAACUGGUGUGACAUGAUAACAUAUCCUUGUGACUCUUAUUUGGAUUACAAGAGAGGAAAAUGUAUGGAUUGUGAUGCUUUCCAGCCCAUGUCCUGCCCAGUAAUGGGUUAUCACGCUGAUAGAUGGAAAAAGCUGUUGAUACCAUAUAGUUCACCAACAAAAGCUUACUUUGAUACCUCAGGGAAAGACCCAUUCUGCAUGUAUAACUACGUAUUGGAAAUUAUUACCUGGAAUAAAAGCACUAGGAGAGGUUUCAUUAAAGUUAAAAUAAUGGAUAAUGCUGGAAACACAGUAGAGUCGCAGAUGAGUAGUGAAGCUUCAACAUUUCAGCAAUAUAAAAGCAUCAAAAUACUGACUGGAUUUCCCCGAGACAUUGAAAAAAUUGUAAAAAUGUCCUUGACCUUUACUACCAAGGCUUUAAUAGGCCCAAGAAGAAAGCUUAAAGUUCUUCAGAUGAAGCUGAAAUCUGUCAAUAAUUCAAAAAGGCCUCAGCUAUGCAGAUACGAUUUAAUACUGGUGGAGAACACUGAAGUUAUCUUCAAACCUAUUCCUUGCCCUGAGAAGGGUACAUGA
Messenger RNA from Melozone crissalis (California towhee), 1368 nucleotides. It is a transcript of the gene LIPI, whose product is annotated as lipase I. The record is from RefSeq and is a predicted model, not a curated record. Gene Ontology annotation, molecular function: lipase activity; carboxylic ester hydrolase activity. The coding region runs from base 7 to 1368 and encodes 453 amino acids. Gene Ontology annotation, biological process: lipid metabolic process. Lineage: Eukaryota; Metazoa; Chordata; Aves; Passeriformes; Passerellidae. The transcript has 10 exons.